UGAUGUACGAUGCGUGCGGCAUAGAAGCUAUAAACCCACCACCCCGACCCCCGAGCGCCAGAACACGAUAUAUACACACACACACACUGAAACACACAUGUACACGUAGGGCGCCCCGAAAAGAAUAUUGUACAUAAAUUUUAAUUAAAGAAAGCAACGAAGAAAACAACGGAACGAGCAGAAGCAGCAGCAGCAGCAGCAUAACAGAAAACAUCACAAAAGACAAUAUAAAAAUAUUACAAAAAAAAAAAACAACAAAAAAAUCAAUAAAGAGCGGCAGCUCACGGCGAUAAAAAGGUGUUAUCAGUGUGAAUUGUUGCUGUCGGUGCCCACACGACAACCAAAACAGAUAGGAAGCAGACAGACAGAGGCGAAAAGUGGCGGAGACUCUUGUGGCCAUCGGCCGCGGGCAGCGCUCCUCUUCACUGUUGUUUGCCGCGCAGUGACGCAGGCAUUCGGCGGUGCGGUAGAUAGGUAGAGAUUGGAGAUUGCAAAGCGUUUACCAUGUCUGUGCAACAGUUCUGCCUGCGGUGGAACAAUCACCAGCCGAACUUCAUAUCGGUGUGCUCCUCGCUGCUGCACAAUGGCACCCUGGUGGAUGUCACGCUGGCUGCCGAGGGGCGCCAGCUGCAGGCCCAUAAAAUAGUACUGUCUGCAUGCAGCUCGUACUUUCAGGCCCUGUUCACGACGAAUCCGUGCCAGCAUCCGAUCGUUAUACUGAAAGACGUUCAAUAUGAUGAUCUCAAGACGAUGGUGGACUUUAUGUAUUACGGGGAGGUGAACGUGUCGCAGGAGCAGCUACCGCACAUACUUAAGACGGCCGAGAUGCUCAAGAUCAAGGGCCUGGCCGAGAUGCCCACGGACCCGGCCAAUCUCACCAAAUCGGACAGCAAAUCAUCGAGCGACGGCACUGAGCUGGUGGGUGGCGCCGGCUCUGGUGUGGCGGGAGCAGGAGGUACCUCUGCGGGCAGCCUAGGUGCUGCCAGUGGCAGCAGUGUGGGCGACUCGCUGUGGAGCAGCAGCGAGGCGCAACAGUUCCAACAGCAGCAACAGCAACAACAGCAGGCCCAGCAACAGCAGCAGCAUCAUCACCACCAGCAGCAGCAGCAGCACCAGCUCCAACAGCAGCAGCAACAACAGCAGCAGGCCCAGCAACAGCAGCAGCAACACCAUCAUCAUCACCACCAGCAUCAGCAGCAGCAGCAGCAACAGCAGCAGGGCGGACAGACGCAGGCGCCGCAGACGCAUCACCAUCAGAUGAGACGAACCCCCUCGCCGCUGAGCGCUGGCACAUCGCCGGCCACGCGGCGCAAGAGGCUGCGCAAAUCCUCGAAUAACGGCUCUGGCGAACGCAACAAUGCAGAGGAGCAGCACAACAGUUCUUUGGAUGCCGGGAGUGCCGCUGGCAAUGCGGGCCUCAGUCUCGCCCAAAUGAGCCAAAUGUCCUUUGGCGGGGCGGCCAAUACGGCGGCUGCAUUGGGCAGUCUCGCGAGCCAUUCACUGCACGCUUCCAAGCUGCUGAAGGAGUCGGCGAGCAGCGAGCUGGACCAGCAGCCGCAGGACUCGGACCUGGACGACGGACACGGACACUUACAUAUGCAAAUUAAGCCCGAGGUGGAUAUCGGCGGAGUGAACCAAACGAUGCCCCUGGACAUUUCCGGCGCCACCACACCAUCUGAGCACGAUGCGCCAAACUCUCAGUCCUCGCACUCGGAGCCAAGUCCGGCGCAUGCACCGCAUCAUCCACAUCCCCCAUUGGUGGCCACCAGCAGCAGCAGCGGCGGCAGCGGCAGCUUCGAGCGCUCAUUCAGCAUCGGAGGCCUGGGCGAAACUGAUCCCGAGAACAAUGCCAGCUCGCCGGUCAUGAUGGGGACCAAGAGGAAUCGUGUGCUCACGCGACAGCCGAGGGUGAAGCGCGACAGCGACAGUAUCUCCUCGACGAACCAGAUAUCGCCGGAGACGGCCGCCACGACGCUGGACUUUGAUCCGUUUAAUGCCGCUGGGGCCACAAGCGCCACCGCCAGGGACUAUUCGACGACGGGCUCGCAUCACCUGCACCACCAGCAUUCGCAUCCGAAUCCGCACCAGCAGCAGCACCACCACCACCAGGCGCCUCCGCAGCACCAUCACCUGCUGACGGUGCCACCUCGAAUCGAGCGGCAUGCCUCUGAGCCGGCGCCUAGUCUUGGUCCCUCCACCCCGCACCUGCUCAGCGUGCCGUCCAGCACGCCGUAUCUCAUAAAGCAGCACUCGGAUCCGCUUCUGCCGCGUCAGUCCGCUCUGCACUCCGCCUCCGGCAAUUUGGCCGGCGGCACCAACCCGUUCGCUCCCUUGCACCGCCAAUACUCGCAUCCGCUGUCCGGCAGCAAUGCCGGCUAUGUGCCGCCCACACCGCUGCACCAUCCGCAUCAUAUCUCGCUGCCCGAGUCAAUCUACGCAUCGGGGUCACCGCCGCCGGCCGGUUCCUCGCAGUACCUGGUUCCCACCCGUGUGGUGGCCUGUCCGGUGUCCAGUGAGACGGCUGCCACACCCACAAAUGCCAGCUCCAACGUUUCGUCAUCGACGGUGUCAGCCGUUUCCGUGGUCACCUCGCCGACGGCCGGCCUCAACAGCAGCCGGCAUUCGUUCUCGCCCACAUAUGCGGGCAGUUCGGAGACGGCGCCGCCAGAGCGACGCUCUCCACACUCCCACUCGCACUCGCCCACUGUCACCCAUUCGCACUCGCUCGUGGAGCGUAGCUCGAAGGGCAGCGAUGCUGCCAACGGAUCUGGCGGUUCGAAGCUGCGCAAUUCCAAGUCUGUCACGGGCACGGGAUCGACCUCCCACCUACAUCCCGGCCAGACCACGAUGAGCAGCUCGUCCGAGCAUUUGCCGACGCUUCGGGUCAAGAACGAGGAACUGCAACGUUCGGUGUCUUCACCGCAGACCCAGAGGGAAAUAAUCACCCUGGAAAAUCCACGUUCUAGUCAUUGCCCCGUCAUCCGGCCGGGUCCGGCCCUGGGCUGCAACUUCUGUUGGAACACCAUCGAUGGGCAUGGCCGUAUUUUGCGACGCAAAACGAAAUACCAUUGCCCCGAGUGUCAGACGAAUUUAUGCAUUGUGCCCUGCUUCCAGGAGUAUCACGAGCGGCUCAACAACGAAGCCGCCGCCACCGUGGGAGCCAGUGGCAGUGCCAGCGCCAGCGCCAGCAACAGCAGUGCCCACGAUAACCAGCUGCACAGCAGCAGCACUGGCAGCAGCAGUGGCAGCGGCAAGGCCUCCCCCUAUGUCUCGGCCGGCAGCAGCAACAGCGGCAGCGGGACGGGCCCUGGCCCAGGCGCAGGCACAGGCGCGGCUCGGCAUUACACCAAAACCGAAUCGAUAUAAUCUGCGCCAGGCGAGCAGCAGCUGAUUGUUGGCCCGCGUAUUUGUAUUUGUGGCACGACGGCCACCACAGAAUGAUCUUGAUCGUGUGUACCGUACCCAUGCAUCGGAUCAUUUGGGGGCCGUCGGUCAAUUUGUUUUUUUGUAAGCAGGAUGCUUGUUGUUCCGCCGCACAGGCAUCGGGACACGUCCUGCACCGAAAAUUUUAAUUUGUUGUGGCAGUUCCACUGUAAUGUGCCCGUUCCCGACUCCUACCACGACCCCAGAAGCGAGGUGUGUCCGGUGGCCGGAAGCCGGGAGCCGGGAGCCAAGGGACUGCCCGAGAAAGCGCGCGUAAGGGCGCCCAGAAAUUUGUUUUGUGAGCCGUGCGAAAUGGCACGCGCAGACGUUGUGUGUACUCGUAAGUAAAACGAAAAACUUUUUGUAGCAUCCGGCCGGAAAUAUAUGUAUGUAGUAUGGCCGGCGGCACGCCCGCUAAAUUUUUUAAACAAUCGCUAACUGUAAAACUAUAUUUAAAUGUGUGUGUACCUAUGUAUAUGUAUGUAAUAUG
This is a messenger RNA of Drosophila persimilis, 3913 nucleotides long. Its product is annotated as longitudinals lacking protein, isoforms A/B/D/L. Gene Ontology annotation, biological process: regulation of transcription by RNA polymerase II. Gene Ontology annotation, molecular function: protein binding; DNA binding. Bases 505 to 3366 code for a protein of 953 amino acids. Lineage: Eukaryota; Metazoa; Arthropoda; Insecta; Diptera; Drosophilidae. Gene Ontology annotation, cellular component: nucleus. The transcript has 6 exons. The record is from RefSeq and is a predicted model, not a curated record.